Lynx canadensis (Canada lynx) is the source of this 6468-nucleotide messenger RNA. RefSeq names its product tumor protein p53 inducible nuclear protein 1 (gene TP53INP1). The record is from RefSeq and is a predicted model, not a curated record. Gene Ontology annotation, cellular component: nucleus; autophagosome. Bases 1132 to 1851 code for a protein of 239 amino acids. The transcript has 8 exons. NCBI's taxonomy places the organism in Eukaryota, Metazoa, Chordata, Mammalia, Carnivora, Felidae. Gene Ontology annotation, biological process: autophagosome assembly; positive regulation of DNA-templated transcription.
AAUUUGAGGUUAACCACAUGCUAGAUAAUUCCAUUUAGACACAGUAGAAGACACACAGGUGUGAUUCAAAACUCUUGGGUGCAAUGUGACAUUGGGAACGCUGGUCUAGAUGUAAGUGAGAAAGUAUAAGCAUGAAAGAUAAACCAGACCAGUUGUUUACAGCUAACAUACAGUUAGGCAAAUUGCUCAAGAGCAUGACAAAAUUAGAAGGAGGUGGGCAGAGUCAGGCUUGACUGAAGGGCAUAUGAAAGAAAGGGGAAGAGGAACAAAUGAGUUAUUUUCAUUUGUCCGAAAGAAUGAAGGGAAAAAUUUCGGGGAGGGGUGGGGUACAUAAGAGAAUGGGGAGUUUUCCUGGAAAAGCUUCCAGGAGAAAACAUAGAAGAUAGAUCUCAGCUUGGUGUGGGUGUUGGGAGGAUGGGACAGAUGACUUUCAUGACAGUAAGCAAUAAACAAGAGCAGCCGCAAGAAGUAGUAAGUGGGAGAAGAUUGCUCUUAAGAGGAAACGAGAGGACCGUGAUUCAAGUUUGUCUCAAGCCAGCAGAGGAGGAAAAGGAGGGAGAGGAGACCACCCAGGGGAAUUAACAAGGGAAAGCCGGCCUUAUCUGUCUGUCCUCCCAGCAUGGUUAAAGAAAAUUAAAAGUGGAUGUUCCAGCCCCUUCGGAUGAACUGCAACCCUGACAACUUCACUGCAACUGCAUGAGAGACCCUGUGCCACAGCUCCCCAGAGCCACCCGGCAAAGCGGCUUCCUGAUCCUUGGCCCUCAGAAACCCUGAGUUUAUGCUCAGAAAGACGUUCCCGUACUGAAAUCAGAGGUGGAGGGGAGCCAAAAGAACACUGAUGAAGCUUACAUUGUUCCAACUAUUCCGGCUCUAUCUUAAAUAUGGUGGCGGAACUUCAUUCAACUCUGUGGCCCCCAUGCACCACCACCCUGAAGCUUUCAAUCUGCAGACACUCUGGGAAGGGAAUAUCUGUUGGAUGAAUGGGAUAAUGAUUCUUCUUGCUUCCCACCUAAGUUGAAUAAGCACCUCGUGCACUUUAAUCUCCUGUCGUGCCAUCAGGCUGACUGAAGACAGUGUUUUGAAAUCUCAGCUAUAAAGACAUCCCGCCAAAGUCUCAAUCUUGCCUUAACGAUGUUCCAGAGACUGAAUAAAAUGUUUGUGGGUGAAGUCAAUACUUCUUCCAAUCAAGAACCAGAAUUUAGUGAGAAAGAAGAUGAUGAAUGGAUUCUUGUUGACUUCAUAGACACUUGCACUGGUUUCUCAGCAGCAGAAGAUGAAGAAGAAGACAUCAGUGAAGAGUCACCUACUGAGCACCCUUCAGUCUUUUCCUGUUUACCUGCAUCUCUUGAGUGCUUGGCUGAUACAAGUGAUUCCUGCUUCCUCCAAUUUGAGUCCUGUCCGAUGGAGGAGAGCUGGUUUAUCACCCCUCCCCCAUGUUUUACUGCAGGUGGAUUAACCACUCUCAAGGUGGAAACCAGUCCUAUGGAAAACCUUCUCAUCGAACAUCCCAGCAUGUCUGUCUAUGCUGUGCAUAACUCCUGCCCUGCUGUCAGUGAGGCCAGCUGUGGGGCUGAUGAAUUUCAUAACCCAAGUAGCCCCAGAGUGGAAGCUCAGGAUGAGAUGGGGCAGCACAUUCACUGCUAUGUUGCAGCUCUUGCUGCUCAUACAGCUUUUCUGGAACAACCCAAGAGCUUUCGCCCUUCCCAGUGGAUAAAAGAACAUAGUGAAAGACAGUCUUUAAACAGAAAUAGCCUUCGUCGCCAAAAUCUUACCAGGGACUGCCACUCUAGGCAAGUCAAGCACAGUGGCUGGGCUGUCCAUCAGCCCUGCCCACGUCAGUACAAUUACUAAGAAUUUCAAGGUUGAUUGGUUUCUCUUGGUUUGUGCAUAUGUGUGUGGAUGUGUGUGUACGGACAAUGAAGAUGCUGUUUCAGCCAACUGAUGACCAAUCACAUAGUUUUAUCAAUGUGUUUAGACACUAUCUUGAAAACCAGAUUUACAUGCUGUGUAUCACAUAAUGCCUUGCUUUUAACAUUUACUUUUUUGUAAAUUUUUUCAGAAUAUUUUUGGAAACAUAUCAAUACAGUUACAGUGUUUGGUGUUUUGGGAUGUCUUUAAAUCUAUUAAGGUGUAUAUGAGUUAGCAUUCUAAAGACAUUUCUUCCCAAGUAUGAGGAUAGGCAUCUUUCAAUUUCAUUUUAUUUUAUAUUAAUCAAUAUUUCGAGUAAGCAAAAAUUUAUUCUCAGGGUCAGCCAUACACUUUAUUGACCAGUACUUGAUAAUCUUUUCUGUAUAUAGCGAAUACAUUUUUACACACUAACAUGAGCAUUAACAGGUGAUAGUUGCCAUGGAUAUAAUGGAAUUAUGGCUGAACUUUCUCUUGAAAGAAAACUUGAUAUAUUUCUGUGUGUACAGGUUUUUUUUGUUUUUGUUUUUGUUUUUUUUUUUCCAGAUUAGCCAUACAGUUCAUUUUGGAAUUCAGGUACAUUAAGUGUUAGUGAACAGUGCUUUCAGUAAUUCCGAUGUGACUGUGUGACGUGGUACAGAGACAUUACAAGGAUCGUGGGACAGAAGCGCUGUCUUACAUGCAGAGGGGAUCCGUCAGAUCUGUGAAAUUGUGUUUGGGAAAAUGUAUGUCUCCACCUACCCCAUUAGUCCACCAUUUGACUUGUGUGGAUUCUUUCCUGCCGGCUCUGCCCACUUGGCACUUCACAUCAGCUGUAAAUUCAGAAGUACCUGUCCAGGCACUUUAGUGACUUCUUAUUUAUAACUGUCCAAGGAAAAAGAGGUAGGCUUUGUAUUUCUGAUACGGUGACGGAUCAUCUGCCGUGGAGCCUGCCCUGCUGAGUGGCAAGCGAGGCUGAGAAGGAAUUCCUGGUGACAACUUUUCCUAGCAUCUAGAUGAAGAGUGACGGGUUGGCUUCCUUGAGUUCUCUUUUUUUUUUUUUUUUUUUUUCCCCUAACUCGGGCUUCAGGCAGAAUCUUUAACCACUUUGGCCUCUGUUUCCUCCACCUAUGGGGGAGUAGUAGUAUUUACCUCCCUCACGGUCGUUGUGCGCACUGUGUACCGAUGGAAGUGGGCUGUCCGGGACUGAACCUUGUGUGAAAUUCCAGGGGCCUCUCUACUGAAUCUGAUGGUGGGGGUGGGGCCACAACUGUUCUUCAGAGUGUUGGUGCUAAUGAGGCCAGGGUUCAGGGCUCGAGUCACAUGGAGGCCAGUUAUUUAUCAUUUAGAGAAAAUCUAUCUUACCUCUAGCCGGUCACUUUAUUUUUUUAGCGAUUGUGAUGGGUUUUGCUGAGCCAUCCACAUUCACCAAUUUCCUCUCAAACUAAACUAAACAUAGACAAUCCAAAGCACAUUCUACUGACAAACAGUAGUAUCACCUUUGUGGUCAAAGAGCUUAUUUUUCCAAUGCCUCUGCAACCCUAAUUAAGUAAAUACAUGUCUAUACAAGGUUUUCAAGGGAAAAAGCAGCAUAUAGUUAUGUGAAGUAUUAUAUUUUCUAAUAACCCUGUAGCAGCUGGAUGCAGGGAACUAUGGGAGACUUUUCAAGUGAAGAGCUGAGCUCUUUUCUGACCAGGGCUGGGAAGUUUGGAGGCGGAAGAGGUCACACAGCAUCGUCAGAUGGUGGCGGUAGGUGGUUCUUCCACUGGCUGUGACGAAGUGCCAGGAAUGUCUCUUUAGAACAAGAGUCUAGACCCCCUGCUUUCCUUAUUCCCUUUCCAUUUGAACCACCCCUUUAUUUAUUUGUUUUCUAACUAGGGGCCAAGUCUGUAAAGUUUUGUCAAACUGAGCUAGAAGUUAUUUUGUUACUAUUUGUGUUUACGAGAGUUGAGAGGUGAGGUAGAGUUUUCAUGAAGGUGUGUAUGUUUUACAUCGUGUCUGUCUCUAGGGCCAUAUGUUGGUAACUUGAAAAUAGACCAGCUAAAUGUUUUCUGGAUAUAAGCCUCUGACUACGUGGGGGUCUCUUUUUUCAUAUAUUACAUGCAAGUUGUUAGUACCUCACAAGCUACAGAAGUUCAGCCAUGAGAAUUUGUUUGGCAGCAUGAACAGAUUUGUGUAUAACAUAGCUAGGGUCUUUUCUUUCUUUUUUUUUUUUUUUUACUGUUAUUUUUCAAAUUUCCUGAUACCUGAAAUACAUCUACAUCUCUGUCAGUUAUUGACUUUUUUUCUGGCCUUCUCUGGACCUAGUUUUUUAUGGUUUAUACCUGGAAAAAUACUUUCAGGCUUGGGAUUUUUUUUAGGGUUAUCAUGCCAUCUGUCAUAUCAUACUGUGGUUUUUGUAUCAGUAUCUAAGUUUUCUGUCUUAAAUUGGCACAUGUUAGAAUGGAAGAAAGUGGUUACGUAAUUCAUUUGAAGUUCUUGGUCAUUAGGGGUUUGUUAGGCAUCUACUACGUGUGGUACCAGGAUGAUGUUGACCUGUUAAGUAUUCCUUGAAACAUGGCCAAAAUGCAAUUUAUUAUAAGUUAAUUAUUAUUUUUGCUCUUGUAAAUAUUAGUGGUUUACAUAAAUGUGCUUCAGUGCAUAUUUCUUAAAAAUUCAAGCAGUGAGAAAUAAGACCCUCCGAAUUUAGUGCUCUACUUCUAAACUGAUAAUAUAUAGAACGUUACUUGGAAAAAGUCUGGAAUGUGUGAUGCACAAGGAGUGCUUCAUGGAUGAGUCCCUUAGUUUUUAUAACGCAUCGUGUUUCUCAAAGUUUGUGUUUUCAUUAAUAAAACAUUUUAUAAUGUGUAUUCUAUGUUUGUUACUUUUUCUUUCUCCACUAAUUAUGUACUGCACUGUGAGUUGAAGAUUAACCCUGCAUUAUUUAUCUUCUGUGGCAAUGCAUUUAUAUGGCCGGGCAGGUGGGGGAUUUUUUUUACAGAAAGGUUCACAGUGAUUGGAUUUUUGACUUUCUACUCCAGCGAGCUGUUUCUACAUUAAUUUCCUGUACAUUUUCCCAGUUCCCAUGCAGGCUGUUCCUGUUUACAUACCUUCUCUGUUUUAUCAGUGCUUUGAUUCUAGUGAGAACACAGUUUACUGAAAACUUGAGAGGGCGUUCAGCAUCGCCUGUUGUUUUUCCUUCUCAAAUCUAUGUAGUACACUGGUUUGUUAUCUUUACAUCUUCAUUGAAUCUAAGUGUUUUCGCUAUCCUCUUCUUCAAGGAAAUAUAUUGUCUUUUUUAUAUCUUGAGAAAAAAAGAACAAAAAAGAGUGUCUUUCUUAUCCUGUUUUUCUUUGAAUUGUAAACAAACAAAAAAAUGAAGGACUCCAACUAGAAGAUAAACAUUUAAGUUUAAAUAGGUUAGUGGAGAAAGUUUAAGAGUUUCCAAGUAUCUUUGUUUUUAGAAUCGGUUAAGAGACUGCUCCUUGUACUGGAGACACUAGCAUGUUUGUAAUGUUACCUUAAAACUAUCUUCAUUUUAUAAUGCCCAUUCAUGCUGGCUAAAUUCUUUUAAAAGUUGGGCUGUUUUCAUGGAUGGCUUCACUGUCAUCAGCCAUGUUGAUGUAUUAUCAAUGGCAUCCUUAUCUACUUAUUUUAAUGCUGAAAAAUUUAUAUGAAAUGCUUUAUUUAGGAAACCUACCUAAUUCGGUGGUGUCAGCCUUGCCAUGUACCAAUUUCACUUGAAAUAUGACACCAAUUACAGUGGUUUGGGGUGGAGAAAGAGGGACCGGAAAGCAUACAGAUAAGGAUAUUUCUUUCUCUUUGCAACAGUAUCCUUUAUGGGGGAGGAGAGGUUACUAUUCAAAGGAAGGCAGCUUCAGUGGAUGUUUUAUAUAUCGUUUAGAAUUUUCCUUACAACAUAUUUUUUUAAUUGUAUAAUUGUUAAAUGCCCCAUUUUGCUCUGUAUUUGCCUGAAGUUUUAGUAUUUGUUUUCUAGAUGGACUUCUAAAAAACCAAAUCAGUACUUGGGGAGCUAGAUGUGUGUGUAUCUAAGCUUGAUGUGUAUGAGUGGUUUUUGCUUGCUUUUUGGUUGCAUUUUCCUCCAGAAGUUUGGAAUUUUAAUCAGUAAUUGUGUGUUGUUAUUAUUUUUUUUGAGUGGCUUGGUUUUUUUGUCUCAAGUAAAAUUGUGAACACAUUUGCUUUUCAAAGACAGGGCAUCAGUUAUAGAGACUGAAGAGUAUUGUAGAUUGUACUAUGUGCCUUCUUGAUGUAUAUUCCUAAACACAAAUUUUUUUCAACUUGAAAACUCAAAAGGGACAUUUGGUUAGAUUAUAUACUGUACAUCAUCUAUGCAUAAAUGGCAGCUUGUUUUCUUGAGCCACUGUCUAAAUUUGUUUUUAUAGAAUUUUUUAUACUGAUUGGUUCAUAGAUGGUCAGUUUUAUACACAGACUAAACAAUACAGCACUUUGCCAAAAAUAAGUGUAGCAUUGCUUAAACAUUGUAUAUUAACACCAGUUCUUUGUAAUUGAGUUCAGUGGUGCGUUUUGCACUACUUGGAGUUGUGGUUUUUAAUCUGUCAGUAAAUAAAAUGUUCUUUAACUUCA